AUGGCACCAGCCGCACCCGGGCCUAUGUAUGGCAAAGACGAAAAGGCGCUUUGCUUCCAUCACGAAUUACUCUAUGAAGCAAAGGUGCUCGACUCGCGACACACUGAUCAGAACGACAAGAAAUCGCCUUUCGAGUACAAGGUCCACUACAAGGGCUGGAAGAACACAUGGGAUGACUGGGUACCUCAAGAUCGCUUGCGCAAGUACAACGACGAGAACCUCGAGCUCUCCAAAAACCUGAGGCAAGAAAUGAACGCACAACGCAGAGCUGCAGCAAAACCCAUGACUGCGACCGUGACCAGAAAGCGUGAUCUCAACACUGGCUCUGCUAGAGGCAGCGAAGAAAGAACGGCCCCUACAGCACCAACCCGUGGAACCAAGCGUGGAAGGGAGUAUGAAGGUAUCGACAAGGAGGAUGAAUUUCUGCGUCGACCUUCGAUCAAGAUCUUCAUGCCUGACAGUCUCAAGGCCAUCCUCGUUGACGACUGGGAGAAGGUGACCAGAGAGAACAGACUGGUCCCGCUGCCUUCAAAGACCCCGGUAGCACAGUUCCUUGCAGACUACUCUGCAUCCGAAGAUGCCAAACGCAGAGAGGGCAGUGCUGAGGCAGAUAUCCUCGAGGAGGUGAUCGCUGGCGUCAAAGAGUACUUCAACAAGAGCAUAGGACGUAUCCUACUGUAUCGUUUCGAGCGCCCCCAAUGGUCCGACAUCCACGCGCAACUCAACAAGGGCACUGGCGACCUGACCGGCAAGCUUCCUACUGAUAUUUACGGUGUGGAGCACCUCUGUCGUUUGUUUGUAUCCAUGCCCGAUCUGAUCGCUCAUACCAACAUGGACUCUCAAGCUGUGAGCCGUCUUCGCGAGGAGCUGCACAAGAUGACACAGUGGCUCAGCAAGAACGCAGGCAACUACCUGUCUCAGGAGUACGAGCAGCCCACUCAAGAUUACAUUGACCGUGUCAAGUAG
This is a messenger RNA of Aureobasidium namibiae CBS 147.97, 966 nucleotides long. RefSeq names its product MRG-domain-containing protein. Lineage: Eukaryota; Fungi; Ascomycota; Dothideomycetes; Dothideales; Saccotheciaceae. Gene Ontology annotation, biological process: regulation of DNA-templated transcription; chromatin organization. Gene Ontology annotation, cellular component: nucleus; NuA4 histone acetyltransferase complex; Rpd3S complex. Bases 1 to 966 code for a protein of 321 amino acids. The transcript has 4 exons. The record is from RefSeq and is a predicted model, not a curated record.